AUGAUUCUGUCGAGGACUGCUCAAAGCUCCUUCGGGCGACCGACAGGUCUCCGGACGAACCUCUCGAGAAGAAAGCACCUUUACACUUGGAAGAGCCCUGCUUCGACGAUCAGACGCGCAGCACUGCCGUCAGGAAAGCGUUGGACUUCCACUGAGGCCGGUGAUAAUGAAUCAGGCCACAUUCUGACCCAGAAAAAUGAGGGCAUCUUAUUUUUCGACAACGUCUUUCCCCUGAAGCUCCAAUGGCUCAAUCGUAUCCCCUGGCUAAACCCUGACAAGUUCCUGGCGACGUCCCUCAGCAAGGUGAAUCAACCGAAUCUUGCGCUGGCCGACCCCUCCAGUAUCAUCAAGCGAGCCCUGCCGGAAAACCUACCCCUCCACGUCAAAACUAUCUUACCGAGACUGCGAGAAGGUGGAGCUUUCGUCAAGUUCUCUCAUGAAGAUGGAAUCACCGCCACAGAGCUGGAAAGCACACUGAAACAAUAUCUCGAGGAAAAGCCCAUCACACCCUGGUUCAAUCCUUUUCGCAGGGUCCGCGCCUUCUUGGUGCAAGGGAAGCCGUGGAUCGAAGAUCUGUAUCGUGUGCCUACUCCCAGGAUCAAGGUCGAAUUCUUGCCCACAGCGCCUGAGAAUUCGGCAGCUGAAUUGACCCAAGAGACGCUGUAUUCGUUGUUCCGCCGGUAUGGAAAGCUCACAGAGAUCAUACCGCAGCCAUCUGACUCAAAGGUCGUGCCGAAAUAUGCCUAUGUCGACUACACGCGAGUGAGAUUCGCUACCAUGGCCAAGAAUUGCAUGCAUGGGUACGUCGUCCCGGCCGAAGAUGGCGGAGGAAAGACUGGAACGCUGCUCAAACUGAGCUAUGAGUCCAAACGCAAAACCCACUGGAUAUGGGACUGGGUGACGAACCACCCCAGGAUCGUCCUCCCGCUGUUGGUCGCGAUACUGACCGCAGCUUCCGUCGCCGUGUUCGACCCCAUCCGAACCUUCUUCAUCAGGAUGCACAUCACUCAUGGUCUUCACCUCGAGGAUCAGCGCGUCUUCAAGUGGGUUAGAAGCCAGCUUCUGCGAGGCUACGACAUCAUCAGGUUUCGAAAACAGGAUCGAGACGAGGACAACAUGAGAGUUGUGUGGGAAGAUCGCCAAGAGGCUAUCAACCAGCUGAAAACGUGGUUGAUUGAGACGGCAGACACAUUUAUCGUGGUACAAGGACCGCGCGGCGCAGGCAAGAAGGAGUUGGUCGUCGACCAAGCCUUGAAAGAUCGACCUCACAAACUGGUUAUUGACUGUAAGAAGAUUCAGGAAGCCCGUGGAGACAGCAGCACUAUUGCGGCAGCGGCGGCCGAGGUAGGCUAUCGCCCCGUGUUUUCGUGGAUGAACAGCAUCAGCAGCAUGGUCGAUCUUGCGGCAACAGCCACCAUUGGCACCAAGGCGGGAUUCUCGGAAACGUUGGACAACCAAUUGGCCAAGAUUUGGGGCAACACGACGACUGCGUUGAAGCAGAUUGCAUUGGCGCCACGCAAAAAGGACGACAAAGACGCGCACUUGGCAGACGACGAGUGGUUGGAAGCCCAUCCGGAGUGUCGACCCGUGGUGGUGAUUGACAACUUCUUGCACAAAAACAACGAGGGCGCCGCGAGUAUGGUGUAUGAUAAGCUGGGAGAAUGGGCUGCUGUUCUGACGACGCAGAACAUUGCCCAUGUCAUUUUUCUGACCACAGACGUGUCUUUCUCCAAGUCACUGAGUAAAGCACUACCUGACCGGGUUUUCCGGCAAAUCACGCUGAGUGAUUGCACUCCUGAAGUGGCGAAAAAGCUUGUGAUCAAGCACCUGGACGCUGACAUGGCCGAAGACGGUGCAUCAAGCGAGGGGAAGAUCAGCCCGUCACAAAUGAGAAGUGACCUCGAUGAGCUAGACGGAGUGAUCCAAGUGCUCGGAGGUCGCUUGACUGACCUCGAGUUCCUGGCGCGAAGGAUCAAGACGGGCGAAUCGCCCGGAAAAGCCGUACGACAGAUCAUUGAGCAAUCCGCAUCAGAGAUCCUGAAAAUGUAUCUUCUAGACGUCGAGGUUUCGAGCCGCAAGUGGACGCCUCAGCAAGCAUGGUUAUUGAUCAAAGAACUGGCGGCCAACGAGACCCUCAGAUACAACGAGCUCCUGCUCAAUGAUAUCUUCAAGGAUGGCGAAACUGUGCUGCAGGCUCUCGAGCAGGCAGAAUUGAUUACCAUCACGUCCAAGAACGGACGGCCGUACAGCAUCAAGCCCGGGAAGCCGGUGUACCAAUCCGCGUUCGAGUAUCUAACCGAGGACGACGUACUCAGAGCGAGACUUGAUUUGGCAAUUUUGUCCCAAUUGAUCAGCCUGGAGAACAAGAACGUGGAGAAAUACGAGGCGGAGCUGAAGACACUCGCAGAGAUGCCCGGGACGCCCAGUGAGCUGAAGCCGCGGAUCAAAUGGUGUCUGGGCAAAGCGAUGGCCAGCCAGGAGAAGAUCAUGCAGUACGAGGCACGAAGCGGGAAGUUGAAGAAGGUGCUUGCUGAGCAGUAUUGA
This is a messenger RNA of Fonsecaea erecta, 2544 nucleotides long. RefSeq lists its product as hypothetical. The record is from RefSeq and is a predicted model, not a curated record. Gene Ontology annotation, molecular function: RNA binding. Gene Ontology annotation, cellular component: mitochondrial inner membrane. The transcript is spliced from 3 exons. NCBI's taxonomy places the organism in Eukaryota, Fungi, Ascomycota, Eurotiomycetes, Chaetothyriales, Herpotrichiellaceae. The coding region runs from base 1 to 2544 and encodes 847 amino acids.